CCUGCAUGAAGAUCUUCCAGCCUUGUUCGAAAUUCAUCAAUUCACUCAGCCUUUAGGGAAUUCCAUACGAAAUCACAAAUAAUUCCAGAAUUCACCCUGCAGAAAAGGGAGAUGAAUCUGUAAAUUAUUAACUGUUCUUGGAUCGGUUGGAUUGUGAACACUAAUAAGAAGAUUUUAAGAACAACAGAUUUUCUGACCUUCAAGUCUACCGGGUUGUCAUGCCUGUAAGGCUUCCAUCAUGGAUGGUAUAGAUGGUACAGAUCAUUUCACAGGAGGCGUUGAAGGUAUGACCAUAUACAGUUUGCAGCAGGUAUAUGUCCUUUAACACAACUACAGGUCCCUCCCCUUCAUGUCUCGUCAUUGUUCUCGACACCAAUCCACACGCCUGGUCACUCCUCUCCUCCACACUUCCUCUCUCCAAAGCCGUAGCCAACCUCCUCGUCUUCAUAAACGCCCACCUCGCCAUCAACAAUGCCAAUCAAGUUGCUAUAAUAGCCAGCCAUUGUCACCGCGCAGUAUGGCUCUACCCAGCACCACCCUCUGCCUCCGAAGAUAUAGAAAUGGGUGGUUCAACUACUCACGGCCCUCCCGAUGAUGCAAACAAAUACAGACAAUUCGCGCUCAUCGAAAAUACCGUCUUAAAUUCCCUCCGCAACUUAAUAUCUAGCACAACUGAACAAGAAGUUUCCACUACAACCACCACCCAAAUGGCCGGUGCCCUUACCCUCGCCCUCUCAUAUAUAAACAAACAAUCAUUAGCCUACAAUGACGUCUCAGCUUCCGAAUCUAAACCAACAACCUCCGAUGUAAACACUUCAGAUUCUACUAUUGGCCUGCAAUCACGAAUUCUCGUAAUCUCUGUAUCCGGCGAUCUCGCACAUCAAUAUAUUCCUAUAAUGAAUACUACAUUCGCAGCACAACGUAUGCGGAUCCCAAUUGAUAUAUUAAAACUCGCCGGUGAUACUGUAUUCCUACAACAAGCUAGCGAUACUACGAGGGGUAUAUAUAUGCACCUGAAGAAUCCGCAAGGAUUAUUACAAUAUCUAAUGAUGGCAUUUUUGCCCGAUCAAACGAGUAGAAAGGAUUUAACAGCGCCAACGCAGGAAGUGGUAGACUUUAGAGCUGCGUGCUUUUGUCAUAGAAAGGUGGUAGAUGUAGGUUUUGUGUGCAGUAUAUGUUUAAGUAGUAUGUGGUUUCUUUAUACAUACCAUAUUAUGGUUACAACUCAUCCAUUUUGUCCCUCUUCCAUCUUCUUACGUCCCUUCAUGCAUUCACACUGAUACGCCUCUAGUAUUCUGUUCACCCCCCGAAGGAGCCAUCUGCUUAACCUGCUCCACGCACCUCUCCCUCGGAGACUAUGGUUCCAAACCCGCCGUCGUCCCACGCAAAAAGAAGAAGAAGCGGAAGGUUAAUGGUGCAGGGGCCGAGACUGGCAGUGCUAGAGGUACUCCUGUACCUGGGGAAUGAAUAAGAUGAGUAGGAGAAAAUGAAUCAUCUGGCUAAUAAUUGAAUAAAUUAAUGGAUAGAUAAAUGGAUGUAUAGAUGGAUGAAGAAAUGUGAAUGUUGUAUUAUACCACUUAUAUACUCCAAAAGUUCCUAAGGUUAUUAUUAUUUAUCGGAGUUGGGAAACGAAGGAAAGAAAGUGGGAAAGGCAAUGGCUAGCAAAUUGGAUAUGACAUUCAAAAAUUUGCGGUUUGUGGUUUGAGGUAUAUCACAUAGGAAAGAGCAAUAUCAAAACUACACCAAUGAGCGC
Messenger RNA from Sclerotinia trifoliorum, 1753 nucleotides. Lineage: Eukaryota; Fungi; Ascomycota; Leotiomycetes; Helotiales; Sclerotiniaceae. The record is from the annotation of a GenBank genome assembly.